AGCCUUCCUGACGUCAUGCCUGUUUCCUCCCCCCUGUUAGAGGAGAGAGAGAGAGAGAGAGAGAGAGAGAGACAGCCUGUCCUCCCAGCUCCCCUGUCUCGGUCGGACAAGACGGUCCCGGAGCCUCCAGACUGGGAUUAUACGAGUGAGAACAUGCGGGCUGCAGGGCACCAGCUAGCCGCAGUGCUGGCUCUGUUUGCCGCAGUGUGCGGGUCACACGCGGAGGUGAUCGAUGACAUCCUGAGCAGCCUCUCCAGGGGAGCAUCCUUCCUGGAGCGGCAACAUGAGCACAUCAACCUGGACGGGGUGGUCGGUUUCCUCAUGCUGCAGGCUGAACUGAAGGAAGCAGUUCGGACGUGGCCUCACACAGACACGGUCAGCUGGGCUCAGAGAACCUCCGCCGUCGCUCUGGUCAAGCGUCUGGACCAAAGCUUCGACAAGGCCGUCGCUGCCCUGCAGCAGAAUGACCCCAAAUACUACAGAGAGUUUGAGCCCCUGCUGUCGUGGAGCUUCUGGUUGAUUCCUCAGGAGUGGAGCUCCACAGACCCCAGCCUGGUCUAUCCCUCCUCCAUGACCACCGAGUGUUACGACGAGCAGCUCAGUGACAAGUGCCUGACCCUGCUGCUGGGAACCUGGAAGAUGAACGGGACGCCCUGCAUCGUCACGAAGCCCUGCCGGGACACCAUGACUCGUUUCGGUUGUCCACACUACUCUCUGUCCCACCAGCUGCUCUACUUCAUGAUCGGCAAAAUGAGAGGCUGCAGCAACCUGCUGAAAGGCGACACUCGAGAGUCCCGAGCCAACAUGACUGAACGGAGCUACGAGAAGAUUUUCUGCUCCAACAUGAUGAAGACCAACCAGGACAUCAUCAGAGACGGUCUGUCUGAACAGACGGUGGACAUCUUCAUCGAGAACAUCCUGAUUUGUGGAUUGUCUGGUUUCUUCGACUUCUACAAAGCUGACUGGCUGCAGCAUAUCCUCCGGCUGCAGGAUGAGGAAGUGGGCUGCUUUGGACGAGACAAGAGCAUCAUCUCUCAGAUCAUUGGAGACGAGCUGCUGGAACAGCUGCAGCCUCACAGGAGAGUGAAGAGGAGGGAGAAAAUACUUCCAGACGGCUGCUCCAGUCACAUGACGGCAGUGGCUGUCGGCGCUCUGGGCGGAUACCUGAACUACUACCUGGCAGAACAGGACAUAACGAAGAGGCCGCUCUCCUGAACGCCCAUCCUCACCCUUGUGCGUUCACACAAGCAAAACCGUAGAUCCGGUAGCUCUUCACAGCUGGAGAACGACUCUCAACACAAAAUGGAAGCAACACUUUUCCCUUUUCCACUUUUUGUUCAUUUAUCUUCGAUGAUUAUAAUGAGGAAAAUGCUUUAGCCCCGAUGUGCUGAAUCUGACCUAAUGCUAUGCAUCUAAUUAAUCCCAAACUAGAUGUCCUUUUAAAAGUAGCGAUGCUCCAAUCCUACAGGAAGCAAUCUGAAAAAGUUCAGCAAACUAGCGUCCGAGGCAGCUCACGUUCCGGUCCACGUGGAGCUGGACACGGUGACUUCAGGCUGCUAGCUGAAGAAAUUAUAAUUUUUUUUCUAAAUGAAAUUUUGGUGGAUUUAGUUUAGAAUUUAUUGCACUUUCACUUUUCCAGAGUGAGCUGGCUUGUCAGAUUUUUCCUUUUGCCGCACAGUUUAAGCUUAACCAUUUUUCUGGGGAGUUAUGGGCGAAGGGAUUAGAGCUGUAACCCCGAUGCCGUCCCCUGGUUGGCUGUUAUUGUAUGAAUUUUAUGUCAAAACGUUUUAAUAUUUCUGGCUGCUCUGUGAGGAGAGAGACCUGUCCAGAAUUUAGGUUAGGCAAAUUGUGAUUUGUGACAUUGGGCUAUAGAAAUACAAUUUACUUGACUUAACAAGAUGUAAUGAAUUAAAGGAAAAUGAUUGUACUUUUUGACCUGGUUCUUCUUAUUUGCACUUGGCUACAUAGAAAAUAUGACAGCGAAAAAUGACAGCAGAGCGGAAAACGGAGGCGGCAGGUACAGAGUUAUCCGUCAGAAUGGCCAUUAUUAUGACAAUAAGACUUACAGUGGCUUGUUGGAAAACAAUAUUUAAAGUGGUGUUUGAAGGCAAAUGUUUUUUGAUAGUUGUUCCGAAAGGCUAGAGGUGGGACAGGAGGUCAAAACGCUUUAAAUACAAGGAACCGGUCAGUUAUUUAAAAGCAGCCUGAUUGGAGCAUCCCUAUUUGAAAGGCCAAGGCAUAUUUACUGCAGCUUUAAAGAAAAACAUCUGAACAUAAUGAUACUUUUCUUUGUUCAAAAAUAUCUUUAUUUUAGUUAAAUUAUGUUUUUGCUUUUCACAAACAUAUCUACUGAAUAGAAAUCCACAGAACAGGACGAGAAGGCAGCUGUACAACCAGCACGGACCAAAGAGGAGAUACGCAUGAACUGAAUGCAUGCAGAUGAACUCAUCAUACAAAAUUGUUAUCAUGUAUUUUAUGUUAGCAGAAUAAAAAAAACAAAACAAUCAA
Messenger RNA from Micropterus dolomieu (smallmouth bass), 2508 nucleotides. RefSeq names its product linkage group 02 C16orf89 homolog (gene lg02h16orf89). The record is from RefSeq and is a predicted model, not a curated record. Gene Ontology annotation, cellular component: cytosol; membrane. The transcript is spliced from 8 exons. Lineage: Eukaryota; Metazoa; Chordata; Actinopteri; Centrarchiformes; Centrarchidae. Bases 16 to 1215 code for a protein of 399 amino acids.